CCGCUCUAGGGAAACGCCAGCUCCCCCAGCGUUUUCCGGCGGGAGAUGUGCUUCUCCUUAUCAUGGGGACAAUUCAUCUCUUUCGAAAACCACAAAGAUCUUUUUUUGGCAAGUUAUUACAGGAAUUUAGACUUGUUGCAGCUGACCGAAGGUCCUGGAAGAUACUGCUCUUUGGUGCAAUAAACUUAACAUGUACUGGCCUCCUGCUUAUGUGGUGCAGUUCCACUAACAGUAUAGCUUUAACUGCCUAUACUUACCUGACCAUUUUUGAUCUAUUUAGUUUAAUGACGUGUUUAAUAAGUUACUGGGUAAUGAUGAGGAAACCUAGCCCUGUCUAUUCAUUUGGAUUCGAAAGAUUAGAAGUCCUGGCUGUAUUUGCCUCCACAGUGUUGGCACAGUUGGGAGCUCUCUUUAUAUUAAAAGCAAGUGCAGAACGCUUUUUGGAGCAGCCCGAGAUACACACGGGAAGAUUAUUAGUCGGUACUUUUGUGGCUCUUUCUUUCAACCUGUUCACAAUGCUUUCUAUUCGGAAUAAACCUUUUGCUUAUGUCUCUGAAGCUGCUAGUACGAGUUGGCUUCAAGAACAUGUAGCAGAUCUUAGUCGAAGUGUGUGUGGAAUUAUUCCAGGACUGAGCAGUAUCUUCCUUCCCCGAAUGAAUCCAUUUGUCCUGAUUGAUCUUGCUGGAGCAUUUGCUCUCUGUAUUACAUAUAUGCUAAUUGAAAUUAAUAAUUAUUUUGCUGUAGACACUGCCUCUGCCAUAGCAAUUGCCCUGAUGACGUUUGGCACCAUGUAUCCCAUGAGCGUGUACAGUGGAAAAGUAUUACUUCAGACAACACCACCCCAUGUUAUAGGUCAGUUGGACAAACUUAUCAGAGAGGUAUCUACCUUGGAUGGGGUUUUGGAAGUCCGAAACGAGCACUUUUGGACCCUAGGUUUUGGCUCAUUGGCUGGAUCAGUGCAUGUAAGAAUUCGACGAGAUGCAAACGAACAAAUGGUUCUUGCUCAUGUGACCAACAGGCUGUACACUCUAGUGUCUACUCUGACUGUUCAGAUUUUCAAGGAUGACUGGAUAAGGCCUGCCUUACUGUCUGGGCCUGUUGCAACUAAUGUCCUAAAUUUUUCAGAUCAUCACAUAAUCCCAAUGCCUCCUUUAAAGGGCACUGAUGAGUCGAAUCCUGUCACAUCGACUCCAACUAAACCUAGUAGUCCACCUCCAGAAUUUUCAUUUAACACCCCUGGAAAAAAUGUGAACCCUGUUAUUCUUCUAAACACACAAACAAGACCUUAUGGUUUGGGUCUUAAUCAUGGACACAUACCUUAUAGCAGCAUGCUUAAUCAAGGACUUGCAGUUCCAGGGAUUGGAGCAACCCAAGGAUUCAGGACUGGUGUUACAAACAUACCCAAUAGAUAUGGAACUAACAAUAGAAUUGGACAGCCAAGACCAUGACGUGCUAUAAUUUAAUUUAUUGUAUGAGGACUGUUGCCUUCUUGACUUCCAGUUUAUUUAGAAUCCAACUUUGCAUUGACUGUUAAAUCAUUUAUUGUAAAUGUUAGAGAAUAGUAGUCUAGUUCACAUUAUAUGAAACCAGUGAAAUUAUAUUUUUGUAAAUGUAUUUAGGAUGCUGAAAACCUUUAAAUGUUGUAGGCUUUAAAUAGGCUUUAGAGCAUAUUUCUAUGAAUUUUGCUAUCUUUGGUUUUGUAAUUGACUGCAGUGUGAUAUGAGAUUGCCUUUGCAAGAGAGCCGCCACUUGAGUAAAUCUACCGCAUUAUUAAAUAUACAGUAUUUUCAGUGAAAUGAAUAAACCUGCUUCUUGAAUAAUGAUACACAUUUUAGGAAAGGAAAAACGUGUCCAUCCUAAAAGUAAAAGUCUCUUUUACAGCUUUUCCAAACUUAACCGCUACCCUUUUAUUUGAGGUCCUCCUGAAUUAUGUCUUACAAAGUAAAAGCAAAAAAUCUCAUCAGAAAAUUUGGAACAUACUCUACUACCUGGUUUUGGUCAUUUAAAUAUUUCAGCACAUUUGUGAAUAGUCCGUGGUUCUUAAAGUGUUUUUAUUCUGGUUAAUGAGUAACAAAUUCUUUGGUGAUGUGAGUAAAGGGAUACCAGUUUUUCUGUCAUACAUAUCAGGUACUGACAUAAUGAUAGAAUUUAUCUUUUUUGUCAUUUUUUCAUUGGUUGACUUUUUAACUUCUCAUUUUAUUAACAAAACAUAUCAAAUAUGUUCCCGAAAUAUGUGGAAUUCUAUACAUAAUACGGGAUUUGAUAUCUUUUCAAAGUUGCGUAAUCAAUUUUAGUUUAUAUUACACAAUUUUACCAAAAUAUAAUGGACUUUAGAUUGUAGAAUACAGUAUUUUCAGAUCUGCUACAGGCAGUUUCUAAACUUACUUGAUUGCACUUUGUCAAACAUAGUGAAUUGUUAACUGUGAUGAGUGUGAGAAUUACAUAAAUUAUUUUAUUUUUUGCUUAUUUUCCAAGUGCAAAUGUUAAAUACUUUCCAGCAUGGCCAGCAUUACUUAUUAAAAAUAUAACAAGCAGCAGUCACAUAUUUACCUAUGAUUGUUUUCAUUAUAUCAUGAGUUUUAUGAUUAGGGUUUUAAAAAGUGAUUUUAAGAGUGAAUUCAAGUUUUCUGGAAUCCAGUGGCUCCUGGAGAUUGUGACAUUUCCAGACAUCAGCUAGUUAUCUAGAGAAGAUUUUUGUUUUUUUAGAAUUUGCAACAGUUUCUUCAAUUACCUCAUCUACUUUUAAAUUUGAACAAUGCUUCCAAAUCCUUUUCUUCACUGUGAAAUAACAAACACCUAAGAAGCCAUCUCCAUCAAGUAGAACUGCAGUUACCCUGUGGUAGUAAAUGACCGUGUCUCAAGUAACAUUUGCUUGGUGAGGAGUUGGUCAUUGUCUUGACCCCUGAGACCCUGUGCAGGCACUCGACCUACUGAAGAAAUAGAGGGCACCCUACCUUGACUGCUGGGGAAAAUGAAACUUUGUAAAAUGUGAUAAGGCAAACUGUUUCUUGUCCUUUGUCUUAUGUUCUCCAACUAUUGCUAUACCUAUUAUUGAUCUACUAUUACAGGGUGAUUUUCCCUCCAUUGACCUCAUCUAAAUGUGCAUUCGGGUCAUGCAUGAAAUCUGAAGGACUGUCAUGUACUGAGUGAUGAUUAAGAGGUAUGUGCUGCCACUCUAUGCACAUCAUCUUAUCCCCAUGGGAUUUUUCAAGUGUCCAGGUGCUGAACACAGCUCUGUAUGAGGUUAAAUGCCUACUUCCUCAACAGCCAUUCAGAAGCAACACCUGUGCGGUCAACCCACCAAAGGUGCUUUCGUGCCAUGUACGCUAUUGGAGAAGUUGCCUGUGGGUUCUGAAGGAAUUGGCUCUAUUUGCUGCAAUUCAGUAAUGCCAGCUGCUGCAGGUGACUUUGGUCCAUCAUUUGCUAGACUCUGGCCAGCUUCUGGAUACGAAAACAGGAAGCUUGGCCCGUAUAGGCCUUUCGGCAGUAGCCUUCUUAGCAAAUCUUGCUACAGAGUUACCUGAAGAUAGGUUUUUUAAGAAGGAAGUUCAAAUUAAAUACUUGGCCCAUGGUUUGUGAUUAAGAGUAAGCUUUAUGGAGUAUGAUUUGCGCUGUUUGAGAAAUCACUAUUUGCAACGGAGAGAAACACUAGACUGGAAGACAAGAAUUGGAUUCUAACCCUGAUACUGCCUCCCUGUAAGUUGUUUUGUAACCAGGGGCAAGUCACUUUCUCUAAAGUUAGGAUGGAGGAUGAAUUAGUUGAUCUCUGACUAUCAGCUCUAAAAUUGUAUGACUGAAUCUGUAGAAUAUAUGCCCACUUGCUCAACAGAAUAUUGUGCCCAGCAUUUCUUCCCAGUGACCACCUCAACAUAGAGGCCAAGUGUCACCUACACCAACACCCAAGCCAUUAAUUUGAGGUGCCAUGAAAAUAGAAGGUGAACUGCAGGCUAACACCAUUUAGAAUUUUGUUUCUUUCAGACUUGCCUCAAAUAAAUCUUUAAAUCUGUUUAAACAGAUUUUUCUUAGACUUAUUUCUUUGUGGGAAAGGAUUAUUUUUAUGGGCUGUGAGAGACAAGAUUAGGACAAGAUACCCUUGGCUUCCAUAGGGUAUGGAAGAAUGAGGUACAUUUUUAUUUCUUCCUUAAUCUCUGAAGUCACAGUGGAAAUGACAUAACAUGUAUCAGCAACUGGGGAGGACCUGAAUUUCAAGCCUCUGAUUCAGCUGCCCGUAAACUGCCAAUUUUUAUGCUUGACUAAAUGAUGCCAGUCUUUCCUGGGAGUCUGAUCUGCUUCUUAUAUGAGAAAAUGCUUUUCACAUUCCAAACUUUGAAUUAA
Pteronotus mesoamericanus is the source of this 4335-nucleotide messenger RNA. It is a transcript of the gene SLC30A6, whose product is annotated as solute carrier family 30 member 6. The transcript is spliced from 14 exons. Gene Ontology annotation, cellular component: membrane; Golgi apparatus. Lineage: Eukaryota; Metazoa; Chordata; Mammalia; Chiroptera; Mormoopidae. The coding region runs from base 63 to 1448 and encodes 461 amino acids. The record is from RefSeq and is a predicted model, not a curated record. Gene Ontology annotation, molecular function: monoatomic cation transmembrane transporter activity. Gene Ontology annotation, biological process: transmembrane transport; zinc ion transport.